CACCGAAAUUUCCAUGUUCAUCAAUGACAACUUUAUUGUUAGCUAGUAAGACAGGUGGAGCAGGUGACGAGGUGUCAGGUUUCAGUGUUGACUGGUGGCUCUGUAGAGUCAAAAGCACGUUACAACUGUUAAAUACUCAGCAAUCAAGUAACGUACCGCCAUGGCACGUAAAUAUGACGGCGUGUCUCACUGUAGGCUGGCCCUGGCAUUUGCUGUGCUGAUGGACCUGUUGGGUGUGAUAUCCCUGCUGCUGGGGGUCUUUGCUCAACUAGAGAUCAAAGGGAGAGACUUUGGGGAUCUGCUGGUGUACACAGGAGUCCUGCUGGUGCUACUGUCCAUGGCAGGCUGGGUCAUGUGGUACAGUGGCAAUAUUGAGGGUCUGACCUCCAAAAAGGAGUUGAGGGGGGCUAUGGGUGGAGCUGUGGACCGCCUUGCCAGCUCCCUUAGCCGCAGGAUACGGAUCCCCAGGACAGACGGCAGCCCAACAUAGUUGUGUGGACUCCACAGAUACCAACGAGUAACUUAGACUGACAUGAAGGGCUGUCCUUAUCCAGGAAACAGCCAAACUGCCUGAGGCAAAGGAGUGUUGGUUGUCAUUCUCUUCAUAAACACUUCUCUUGUGGAUUUCACAAACACCUCUUUCACACGAACAAACUGCCAGUAUCAAUCGUGUUUUCAUAAGAACAAAGAAUUUCCUCUCUGCUUAAGAGGUUAUAUGUGGACUACACCCAGGAUUGUAAUUUAAGACACUUCUAUAGAUUACAAUAUAUGAAUAUUAAAAAUAUAAAUCUGCAGUAUUA
This is a messenger RNA of Micropterus salmoides (largemouth bass), 800 nucleotides long. RefSeq names its product transmembrane protein 238-like. Bases 161 to 490 code for a protein of 109 amino acids. The record is from RefSeq and is a predicted model, not a curated record. Lineage: Eukaryota; Metazoa; Chordata; Actinopteri; Centrarchiformes; Centrarchidae. The transcript has 2 exons.